This is a messenger RNA of Alternaria atra, 1989 nucleotides long. RefSeq lists its product as uncharacterized. NCBI's taxonomy places the organism in Eukaryota, Fungi, Ascomycota, Dothideomycetes, Pleosporales, Pleosporaceae. Gene Ontology annotation, cellular component: cytosol; intracellular membrane-bounded organelle. The transcript has 3 exons. Gene Ontology annotation, biological process: glycerophospholipid catabolic process. Gene Ontology annotation, molecular function: A2-type glycerophospholipase activity. Bases 1 to 1989 code for a protein of 662 amino acids. The record is from RefSeq and is a predicted model, not a curated record.
AUGAAGUAUACGUCUGUUUUGUCUGCCUCGGCAUUGACUAGCUUAGCGAGCUCAUCUGCCCUUGUUCCUCGAGAAGCCAGAGUCGCCCCUCCCAAUGCGAUAGAUACAUGGAGGCGUGCCACGCCUCAGGCUCCCAAUGGCUAUGCGCCAGCCGAAGUCGAUUGCCCGUCUACGCGCCCGAGUAUUCGAUCCGCCGACAGGCUUUCUCAGCAAGAGACGGACUGGCUCCAGAAAAGGAGACCGAACACAGUGCAACCUAUGCGCGAAUUUCUUACGCGUGUCAAUAUUGAGGGCUUCGACGUUGGACAAUACAUCGAUAACCACAGCGACAACACUACUGCCUUACCGAACAUCGCGAUCUCAUUCUCUGGUGGAGGAUACCGAGCCCUGUUGAACGGUGCAGGUGCUCUAGCGGCGUUUGACAGCCGAACAUCGAAUUCGACGAGCACAGGGCAUUUGGGAGGAAUAUUGCAGGCAGCCACAUAUGUUUCGGCGUUAUCUGGUGGAGGUUGGAUGAUUGGCAGCAUCUACGCCAACAACUUUACUUCAGUUGAGGCCAUCAUCAACCGAGGCGAAGACUCGUCAAUUUGGCAAUUCCAGAACUCGCUUUUCAAGGGACCUCCUACGAAAGGAAUUCAACUGCUUUCGACUGCGCAGUACUUUGAGAACCUGGUCAGCACGACUAGAGAGAAGUCCGAUUCAACGGCUGGUGACUUCAACACGUCGAUCACGGAUGUUUAUGGCCGCGGACUCUCUUUCCAGCUUAUCAACGCCAGUGAUGGAGCCCCAGCCUAUACCUUCUCUUCUAUAGCGGACGAUCAAGACUUUUCGUCCGGAAAUGCACCAAUGCCUAUCCUCGUAGCGGAUGAGCGUUCACCUGGGGACCUUAUUAUCUCUCUGAAUGCUACCAACUUUGAGUUCAACCCGUUCGAGAUGGGCUCCUUCGAUCCUACAACCUAUGGCUUUGCUCCUUUGAAGUACAUUGGUUCAAACUUCAGCGAGAGUUCGCUUGCCCAAGACCAGGGCUGUGUUGCCGGAUUCGAUAAUCUAGGCUUUGUCAUGGGAACCAGCAGUUCCCUGUUUAACCAGAUCUUCCUCACUCUUAACACCUUCCAGGACAUCCCCCAGAUUCUUCUGAACUUUGUAUCGAACAUACUGCAGGGUAUCGGUGAAGACGGUGACGAUAUCGCCGAUUAUUCGCCAAACCCUUUCUACCACUAUCACAACGAGACGAACCCUAGUGCUGAUAGGGAGCGCCUUACUCUCGUUGACGGUGGUGAGGAUGGUCAAAAUAUUCCUUUCAACCCGGUCAUUCAGCCCAUCCGCCAGGUCGAUGUCAUUUUUGCCAUUGACUCCUCCGGUGACACCGUCGACGAGGACGACCCAUCGCAAAACUGGCCAAACGGCACUUCAUUAGUAGCAACAUAUGAGCGUGCGAGUGGAACCCUCAUGAACAGAACCUCGUUCCCCUACAUCCCCGGACAGGAUACCUUUGUUGCUCUGGGAAUGAACAGUCGCCCAGCAUUCUUUGGUUGCAACAGUAGCAACGUCACUACAGGUGACAACAUCCCUCCUCUUGUUGUUUACCUUCCCAACGCCCCGUACGUCUUUUGGUCCAACCAAUCGACCUUUGGAAAGCUCGACUAUACCAUUGAAGAGCGCAACGGUAUGAUCGAGAACGGUUACGAUGUCGUCACUCAGGGUAACUCCACACGUGAGGGUGCUUCGAACUGGCCUACUUGCGUUGGAUGCGCCAUUCUCUCCAGAAGCUUGGAGCGCAACGGCGAGGCUAUCCCACAAGUGUGCCAGCAGUGCUUCACUGACUACUGCUGGAACGGUACCACGGUGGAGACUUCACAGCCUUACACUCCCGAGUUGAUCGUUGGACAACUCGGCACUACCGAAAAGGACAGUGGUGUAGGAAAGUUCGUACCGAACGCCCUCGGUCUUGCCCUGGCAGCGGCAGUAUCUGGAUACCUAAUGAUGUGA